Dromaius novaehollandiae (emu) is the source of this 3240-nucleotide messenger RNA. RefSeq names its product NOP10 ribonucleoprotein (gene NOP10). The transcript is spliced from 3 exons. The coding region runs from base 120 to 2960 and encodes 946 amino acids. Gene Ontology annotation, biological process: positive regulation of telomerase RNA localization to Cajal body; ribosome biogenesis; rRNA pseudouridine synthesis. Lineage: Eukaryota; Metazoa; Chordata; Aves; Casuariiformes; Dromaiidae. The record is from RefSeq and is a predicted model, not a curated record. Gene Ontology annotation, molecular function: telomerase RNA binding; snoRNA binding. Gene Ontology annotation, cellular component: box H/ACA snoRNP complex.
ACCAUGGGGACGUGGGGACAUGGGACACGGGGACAUGAAGACGUGGCCAUGGGGACAUAGGACGUUGGGACACGGGGACAGGGACGUGGGGACACGGGGACAUCAGGACAUGGGGGGACAUGGAGGACACGGACAUGGGGACAGGGACAUGGGGGAUCAUGGGAGAACAUGGAGGACACGGGUCACAUGACAGACACGUGAUGGACACGGGAGGGGACACGUGGUGGCACCGGGGACACGUGAUGGCCACAGCGACACGGCCCCAUCAUGGCCGCCGCCCCCCCCGCCCAAGAUGGCCGCGGCGCCGGCCCCGCCCCCGAACCGGCCCCGCCCCCGCGGCCAUCUUCGCGGUGGGGCCCGGGGGGCGGAGCUCGGCGGCCAUCUUGGCGGCGGCGCGGCGGGUCACGGGGCCGGCGGCCAUCUUGGGAGGGUGGCAGCGGGCGGCCAUCUUGGCGCGGCGGGUCACGGGGCGGGCGGCCAUCUUGGGGGCGGGGCACUCCGUGGCGGCGGCCACAUUGGAUGCGUCCUCACUCACGGGGCUGGCGGCCAUCUUGGGGGCAGGGUGCGCCGUGGCGGCGGCCAUGUUGGGCGUGGCACUGCUCACGGGGCCGGCGGCCAUCUUGGGAGGUGUCAGGCGCUCCGUGGCGGCAGCCAUAUUGGAUGCGUCUUCACUCAUGGGGCUGUCGGCCAUCUUGGAGGAUGCGGGGCGCUCCGCGGGGGCGGCCAUCUUGGGUGGGAGGUCGCUCACGCUGCUGUCGGCCAUCUUGGAGGCUGUGAGAGGCUCUGCGGCAGCCAUCUUGGGCGUAGCCUCUCUCGUGGUGCUGUCGGCCAUCUUGGAGGCCCCAGGGAGCUCCGCCGCGGCAGCCAUAUUGGGCGUGUCCUCACUCGUGGCGCUGGCAGCCAUCUUGGAGGCCAUGGGCUCCUCCGUGGGGGCAGCCAUGUUGGUUGUAGCAUCACUAAUGGGCCUAGCGGCCAUCUUGGAGACUAUUGGUUGCCCCAUAGUGGCGGCCAUGUUGGGUACAUCAUCACUAACGGGGCUAGCGGCCAUAUUGGAGGCCAUGGGUUGCCCCAUAGCGGCAGCCAUGUUGGUUGUAUCAUCACUAAUGGGCCUAGCGGCCAUCUUGGAGACCAUGGGUUGCCCCAUAGCGGCGGCCAUGUUGGGUACGUCAUCACUAACGGGGCUAGCGGCCAUAUUGGAACCCAUAGGUUGCUCCAUGGUGGCAGCCAUAUUGCGUGUACCAUCACUCACGCUGCCGGCGGCCAUCUUGGCAGCCACGAGGCGCUCCGCGGGGGCAGCCAUAUUGGCCGAGCCAUCACUCUCGGGGCUGGCGGCCAUCUUGGCGGGCGUGGGGUGCUCCGCGGCGGCAGCCAUGUUGGCCGAGCCAUCACGCACGGUGCCGUCAGCCAUCUUGGAGGCCGCGAGCUGCUCGCCGGGGGCAGCAGUAUGGGGCGCAGCCUCCCUCGCGGUGCCGGCGGCCAUCUUGGCGGCCACGGGGCCCUCGGCGGCCAUCUUGGAAGAGGCCGGGGGGCCGAGCUCCCGCAGGCGCCGCUCCGCCAGCUGCGGGGACGAGAGGAGCCGGGCGUCACCGCCGACACGGCGGGGCGGGGGGGGUGGGGGUGAGGCAGCCCCUCCCCCGCCCCCGGAGGGGCCCAGGCGUCCGGGGCACCUGGCCGGGGCUGAGCCCCUGCUCCUCCUCCAGCUCCGCCGCCAGGGCCAGGGGGUCGCGCAGGGGCUCCGGGGACAGGAGGGCGGCCAGGAAGGGCGGGGAGAGCACGGCCUCGGCCUGCGGGAGAGAGCGCAGCCGGACGCCUGGGCCCCUUCCCCGGACGCCUGGGCCCUUCCCUGGACUCCUGGGCCCUUUAUCUGGUCACCUGGGCCCCCUUCCUGGAUGCCUGGGCCCCUUCCCGGACACCUGGGCCUGUUCCCGGACGCCUGGGCCCCUCCCCGGACACCUGGGUCCUUUCCUGGAUGCCUGGGCCCCUCUCCCGGACGCCUGGGCCCCUUCCCGGACGCCUGGGCCCCUUUCCCCGGACGCCUGGGCCCCUUCCCGGACGCCUGGGCCCCUUUGCCGGACGCCUGGGCCCCUUCCCGGACGCCUGGGCCCCUUUCCCGGACACCUGGGCCCCUUUCCCGGACGCCUGGGCCCUUUUCCCGGACGCCUGGGCCCCUUUCCCAGACUCCUGGGCCCCUCCCAGGACGCCUGGGCCCCUCUGGGGAUGCCUGGGCCCUUUCCCGGAUGCCUGGGCCCCUUCCCCGGACGCCUGGGCCCCUCUCCCGGACGCCUGGGCCCUUUUCCCGGACGCUUGGGCCCCUUCCCGGACGCCUGGGCCCCUUUCCCCGGACGCCUGGGCCCCUUCCCUGGACGCCUGGGCCCUUUCCCCGGACACCUGGGCCCCUUCCCCGGACGCCUGGGCUCCUCUUUCCCGGACGCCUGGGCCCCUCCCGGACGCCUGGGCCCCUCCCCGGAUGCCUGGGCCCCUCCCCGGAUGCCUGGGCCCCUCCCUGGACUCCUGGGCCCCUCCCGGACUCCUGGGCCCCUCCCGGACGCCUGGGCCCCUCCCUGGGACGCCUGGGCCCUUUUCCCGGACGCCUGGGCCCCUCCCGCCCCACCUGGCACAGGAAGUCGUGGUGGGCGCAGAGCUGCUCCAGCGUGCCUUGCGCCCCCCCUCCCUUCCCAACGUGCCUUGCGGCCCCCCUCCCUUCCCAGCGUGCCUUGCGCCCCCCCUCCCUUCCCAGCGUGCCUUGCGGCGGCGGCGGCAGCGCCAUGUUCCUGCAGUACUACGAGAACGAGCGCGGCGAGCGCGUCUACACGCUGAAGAAAGCGGCCCCGGACGGGCGGCAAACGGCCUCGGCGCACCCGGCGCGCUUCUCCCCCGACGACAAGUUCUCGCGGCACCGCCUGGCCCUGAAGCGCCGCUUCGGCGUCCUGCUCACGCAGCGCCCGCGCCCGCUCCUCUGAGAGCCGCCUCGAACCGGUUCCGACCGGAUCCGACCGGUUCCGACCGGUCUCAACCGCCCCGAACCGCUUCCCCCCCCCCCGCCGCGGCGCUUUUCCCAGAGCCCGGAACCUUCGCGCGCCGCCGCGCGUUGCCGCCCGGAGCGGUUUGGAGGAGGCACCGAGGCGCCUGGUUGUGGGGGGGGAAAGGAGGAGGAGGCGGAAAUGGGGCGGGGCCUGCGGGGGAGCCGCCCCCCUGGCCGCGCGCGUGGUGCGGAGCGGGAAUAAACGGCGGGGGGAUGGA